CAACGUUUCCGCAUUUGAUCUGUUUCCAUGACAACGAGUACUCGGUGAGAGCAGAGCGGCAGGAGAAGAAAAGGCAUUUGGCUCGUUGCAAGACAAGCAAACGUACCAGUCAUCUAGCGCCCACGUGUGGUGAAAAUCCUUUCUUACCUAUUUUACCUCGUUGAAGACGCGCAACUGUUUUGUUUUUCGGAGAUUCAUCAUGGCGAUGCAUACGAAGGCGACACCGCCGCAAAUUCCCGACACACGUCGAGAACUGUCGGAACUGGUCAAGAGGAAACAAGAACUUGCGGAGACAUUGGUGAACUUGGAAAGACAGAUCUAUGCAUUUGAGGGCAGCUACUUGGAAGACACCCAGAUGUAUGGGAAUAUCAUUAGAGGAUGGGACAGAUACCUCACCAACCAAAAAAAUUCUAACAGCAAGACAGACAGAAGAAACAGAAAGUUCAAGGAGGCAGAGCGUCUGUUCAGCAAGUCUUCAGUCACUUCUGUAGCAGCUGUCUGUGCACUUGGCGGGAUACCAGAUCACAUGAAUGAAAAGCGUGAGCCCGGCAGUGGGACAGAGAGCGACACAUCCCCAGACCUCCAGAACCAGGAGAACGAGCCCAGUCAGGAGGACACGGAGGACGCAGACGGGGCCUUGCAGGACCUCAAACCCCAGAAGGCUGCCUCGUCCUCCUCCGGAAGCCACCACGGGAGCCACAAGAAAAGGAAGAACAAAAACAGACACAGCCCUUCUGCCAUGUUUCAUUAUGACUUUGAAUUCGACAUGAAGGUGAACAAAAAACCAAGAGCGGACUAUUCAACUUGAUGAUGAAUGGGGCUGUUAAGCACUUCAGACCAGAACUGGUCACACAGGAGAAGUCUACAGUGAAGUAGAGAGUCACUUCUCUGGGCUUUGUGAACUUUAUAUGCCUUAUGUUAACUGACUUGGUUUCUGCUUUGUGUAUACUGCAUGAAAUGUUGACCCUCCCACCUGCUCCUGGAAAUAUUUGUGUUUCAUGAUUUUCCUGCAGAAAAGUACAAGGUGUGUUAUUGCAUGUUACUCAAUACCCAGCUGGGGUUAUUGUAUAGUGUGGAACAUUCUAUAUUUAUCAUGUAACUUCACAUUACUGCUCUUCUUGUGACAAAAAUAAUCAUUCUUUUUUUGUCCUUGUGUAGUUUUGUAGCUCUAGAAUAUCCCAGCUUCUGUUUUUUUUAAAUUUUAUUUUGAGAUUUGUUGAGCAUAAAAUUGUAAUAAAACAUUGAAAUGAUAAA
Messenger RNA from Salmo salar (Atlantic salmon), 1254 nucleotides. RefSeq names its product chromatin modification-related protein MEAF6. The record is from RefSeq and is a predicted model, not a curated record. NCBI's taxonomy places the organism in Eukaryota, Metazoa, Chordata, Actinopteri, Salmoniformes, Salmonidae. Gene Ontology annotation, cellular component: histone acetyltransferase complex.